This is a messenger RNA of Protobothrops mucrosquamatus (brown spotted pit viper), 1939 nucleotides long. RefSeq names its product acyl-CoA dehydrogenase family member 11-like. The transcript has 13 exons. The record is from RefSeq and is a predicted model, not a curated record. Gene Ontology annotation, molecular function: oxidoreductase activity, acting on the CH-CH group of donors. NCBI's taxonomy places the organism in Eukaryota, Metazoa, Chordata, Lepidosauria, Squamata, Viperidae.
GGAGCCCUUGCGGGAAGCGGGAGGCUGCGGAGCGCUGGAGGAUCCCUCUGCCAGGCUUGCAACCAUGGACGCGCCUCGGAUCGGGAACCCCUACCUGGAAGACCCCUUGCUCCAGGCUUACCUGAGAGCCCACCUACCUGCCCAGGUGUUUGCCGAGGUGAACAUUGACCUGGAACGGUUUGGAGCUCGUUUGAGAGAUGAAAUUGACUUCUUGGGCCGUGAGUGUGAGCUAAACCCUCCUAGAUUAUUGCGUUUUGAUGCCUGGGGACAGCGUGUGGACCAAGUGACCACCUGCCCAGCCUGGAAGAGGCUGAAGGACAUCUCUGCUGAGGAGAGCCUUGUGGCUGAAGGUUAUAAAAGGAGAUAUUCCUGUUGGAGCCGUGUUCAUCAGGCUGCCAAGCUGUAUCUUUUUGCAGUAUCUUCUGCUUGCUACACUGCCCCUUUAGCCAUGACUGAUGGAGCAGCAAAAGUAAUUGAGGUAAGCCUUUAAUAUUCAACAGGUGGGACUGCUGGACUAAGCAACUCUUAUUAUUAUUUAAAACCUCCAGGUGUCCUUAGUAUUCAUCUUCCAGGGAAGAUUCCCAGCAGCAAAAAAUGUGGUUGUUUUUUAAUUAUUAUUAUUACUUUUGCAGGAGGUGGAACAGAAACUGUUGCUCGGGAACUUCCAGAUGGCUCCUACAGCCUGCACGGUUUCAAAUGGUUCACAUCAGCUGCUGAUUCAGAUAUGGCGCUGACCCUGGCAAGGAUCGUGGGGCCUGAUGGGCAGAUAAAACAGGGCUCCAGAGGCCUCUCUCUCUUCUACCUGAAGACAUACGAGGACGGGAAGCUGAAUGGCAUAAAAAUAGAGAGGCUGAAAGAGAAGCUGGGCACAAGGGCGCUGCCAACCGCAGAGCUGUUGCUGGAUGGAGCGCGAGCACAUCUGAUCUCUGCAGAAGGCAAGGGGAUACCUUGCAUUGCCGACAUGUUGAACAUCACUAGGAUCUAUAAUGUUGUGUCUGCAGCGGGAAGUAUGAGAAGAAUGAUCGACCUGGCACGGGAUUAUGCCACCAAAAGGGAAGCCUUUGACAAACCCCUGAAGGAUCACCCUUUGCAUAUGCAAACUCUGGCACGGAUGGAGGUGCAAGCCCAAGGAGCGUUCCUGCUGGUGAUGGAGCUCGCGAGACUGCUUGGCCUGGAAGAAACGAAGAUGGCGACGGAGCAGGAGAAGCACAUGCUGAGGCUGCUCACUCCUCUCGCUAAGCUUUACACUGCAAAGCAGGCUGUUGCUGUGAGUUCAGAAGGCCUGGAGUGUUUUGGAGGACAGGGCUUCAUGGAAGAUACAUGCCUGCCUGUUUUGCUCCGGGAUACCCAGGUACUACCCAUCUGGGAGGGAACUACUAACAUCCUGUCCCUGGAUGUUCUGCGCUGCAUUCUCAAGAGCCAAGGAAAAGCGCUGGAUGUCUUUUUCUCCACUGCCCAGACCAAAUUGGAGGCAGCUACCCGACAGUCCGAACUGCAAACCUCUGUGCAAAUAGUUCAGAAUAAUCUGCAAAAACUCAAGCAGUUUGUUCCAAGAAUGGACUCGAAGGGAGAAGCUGAGUGGCAACUUGCAGCGAGAGACUUUGCCUAUUCUCUGGCAUGGAUCUAUGAAGGAGUCCUUCUGCUGGAGCACGCCGCCAGGGCUGGUGCAUCAGCCACAAAUAUCUACGCUGCUCAGAGGUGGUGUCAGGAGGACGACUGCCUUGUGGACAGAGAAGAGAAGGCUGGUUCUUACAGCUCUAAAGCAGUCUCUCUGGAUCAGUCUUUGGUUUACGAUGGCUAUUCUUCUCUGAGAGGAAAACUGUAGCAAAGAAUUACGAACGUGAAAGAAGCCAUCUGGGGAAGGACAUGACCUGGAGGAGAAAGAAGUGUGUACGUGUGCGCCUUUAGGAGAGUCUCCAGUGUUCUUUUCAAAACAGGA